Molecule: messenger RNA, 2588 nt
Organism: Synchiropus splendidus (mandarinfish)
Lineage: Eukaryota; Metazoa; Chordata; Actinopteri; Syngnathiformes; Callionymidae
Product: phospholipid phosphatase-related protein type 5-like
Exons: 8
Coding region: 369-1397 (342 amino acids)
Biological process (GO): signal transduction; phospholipid metabolic process; phospholipid dephosphorylation
Molecular function (GO): phosphatidate phosphatase activity
Source: RefSeq, a predicted model, not a curated record
UCUCUCCUCGUAUGCAUCAUCUACCGCUCUGAGGGACUUCUUGCACAGAGCUUGUGCAUCUAGUCACUUGUCUAAUUAGCCUUGAAGUGCUUUUGAAGACCUUGAUAUUAAGCUGUGUGUCAUGAAUAGAGCGCAGACGGAUGUGGACUCGCCUGGCUGGAGGAAGGUUGUCUAGCAGUGGCUUGAAAUUGCUUUUUUUUUUUCUCUUUUUUUUCCUCUCCGCGCUCAGUUCUGAGGGUAUUCAGUAGUGGAGCAGCGGAAGUGAGAGGUGGUUCUGCUUUGAGGGAGGCAAGAACAGAAAAGAGCUUGUAAGACCAAGAGACGUUGGAAUGAGGAGCAAAUAUUCCUGAGCGCCAACGAAGCAUAAGAUGAUUGACAGUCGAAUUUCAGCACAAAGGAGAGAGAUGAGGAAGUUUCCGGGGGAGAGGGGUCAUCAGAAAACCAGCACCUACAUUGUGCCCUGCUUCCUUCUCGUGGAGCUGGUCAUCAUGGCAGGAACUGUUUUGUUGGCGUACUACUUUGAGUACACGGACACGUUUCCCGUGCACAUCCAGGGCUUUUUCUGCUUCGACAAAGCCUACUCCAAGCCAUACCCGGGACCUGAGGACUACAGCAAGGCACCGCCGGUCCUUGUCUACUCCCUCGUCACCGCCAUCCCAACUGUGACGAUACUGAUCGGAGAAGUGACCAGCUUCUUUGUCAAGACAGAGAGCGCUCAGGAGAAGACCAUUGUGACCGCUGACUGCUGUUAUUUCAAUCCCCUCCUCAGAAGGAUCGUCCGCUUUCUGGGUGUGUACUCCUUCGGCCUCUUCACCACCACCAUCUUUGCCAACGCGGGUCAAGUGGUGACAGGGAACCAGACCCCUCAUUUCCUCACCGCCUGCAAACCAAAUUACACCGCUCUGGGGUGUCAGUCUCCGUUGCAGUACAUCGCUGAGCGCCGGGCCUGCACUGGGAACCCCUACUUGGUGGCCAACGCCCGGAAAUCCUUCCCUUCCAAAGACGCUGCGCUCAGCUUUUAUUCAGCCAUUUACACCGUGAUGUAUGUGACCCUCAUUUUUCGGACAAAGGGGACCCGCCUCAUGAAGCCCACCCUGUGUCUGGUGCUGCUGUCCUUAGCGGUGCUGGUGGGAGUGGUGAGGGUGACCGAACACAGGAACCACUGGAGCGACAUCCUGGCCGGGUUCGUCACCGGGGGAGCCAUCGCUGCUUUUCUGGUGUCCUGUGUGAUCAAUAAUUUCCAGCCCACAAGGAGGCCACCGGCACCUCCCCCGCCGAUACAGAUCUCAGAGACGCCAGUCGGGAUUCCUCUGCUCAGUUUGCCUCGCAUCGAGAGUCCACUCGAAAAGUUAAGUGGCUUUCAGGCUCCAGGGCUACCGUAUUCUGAGAUCACAUGACCAUCAGCCAACCCUGUCCCCCACCCCUCCAGAUGUGCUUCUCCCCUCAAGACGUUGUCUCACCAGCUCAGUCUAGAUCCGCCCGAUGAGGGCGCCACACCAUGCCCCGCCCACCCUGAAGGACGCCAACCCCUCCGACGAGUCAAAUCCACCCAGGUCUGACCGCUGGAGGCAGAACUGAGUCAGACCAGUUUGGUGUCCUUGCUGCUCCCCCUCCUCCAUAUGAGUGUGGAGGCACGACGAAAGACUGGUGGAAGCCAGAGCAGUUGAAGCAAUACUGUGUCCACGUCUGUGUAAGGAGUCUCAAGACUGCUCAGAAAAGUCAUGAUGUGGACGAAGGCCCAAUAAUCUUCAACAUUCUUCUCACUCAGGACAUCAAAUCAGUUAAAUCACAGCUAUUUAUGAUCUCAAAUUCAGGUAAGCUCUAUCAGUAUAGACGUGGAUCACCUCCAGCACAGAGAGCACGCCAGUGAUUUUGACAGAAACACUUGACAUCCACACUGCAUUCUCCUCAACCUUCACUCAUGCCAGCGGAACACGUUUAAGGUUAAAGAAGAGACGACUGCAGGUUUUAAAAAAAAAAGGACCCAACAAUGAAUAAGAUCGUCUUUGGGUGCUGAUCUGUUGCCAGGCCGGUUCUGGCUCCCACGACCACAACUUAUUUUAAUCGCUUUCUCCCCCCCAUCAUCCCGCCCUCCUGCUGUCUGACAAGCCGUGUGCAACAGGUGUUAUUGUACAGUUUAUUUACACGUUAUUGUGAAUACUUCAAUGAUAUAACUCAACAUGCACAUCAAUGACAUCACAGGCUGAGACGAAACUGCGUUAUCUACAGACGACUGUGCUCGCGCGUGUGUUCACCAGCACGUCCAAGGGCAGUGCCACUGUUAUUAUUUUGUAUUUUCUCUUCUGCUAUCUCUGGUAGCUGAUAUACUACCAAGCGUGUGUCUGAAGGACUGCUGAGGCGUCUGGACAGUGCCAGCUCAUAGCAGAACAAACUGGUCAUUGUGACUCUGGAGUUAAAUGAAAACAACUUUUUUUUUGUAAGUGAAGAGUCAAGAUUCUGUUAUUUUCUUCUCAAGUGUCUGUUUUGUAUUAAUUUAUUACAAUAAAUAGCAGUUAUAUAAAAGGCUGUCCGCUCUGUUAUUACACGGAAGAGGAAUGACAGCGAAGGAAACCCCAUCAGCGGUGGAG